Halichondria panicea is the source of this 4308-nucleotide messenger RNA. RefSeq names its product CUB and sushi domain-containing protein 1-like. NCBI's taxonomy places the organism in Eukaryota, Metazoa, Porifera, Demospongiae, Suberitida, Halichondriidae. The record is from RefSeq and is a predicted model, not a curated record. Bases 1193 to 4123 code for a protein of 976 amino acids. The transcript has 19 exons.
UGAAGUUGUAUGUGAGCUCCUCCCUGACAAACAAACUGUAGUCUAGGUAACGGCCUUAUCAGUCAAGUAGGCUAAAAAUCUGUGUCCUUUGAUGUAAGCUUUGAUGUCUCUUUGUGCAUAUGUAGUUAAAAAAAAAAAAAAAAAAAAGAAACCUUUGACUAGCUAGGAAGAGUAGCAGCAGUAGUAGUAGGAAGAGUAGCAGUGCAAGCAGGACUAGACUAGAUUAAAAAGUUGGUGGAACGAAUAACUGACCGUUUGGACGUCACCUGGCUGCCAGACUUUCAUCUGGACUCUUCCCCCUGAGUAGCUGGCCUUUCUCUAAGCCACAAAACUGAGCAAGAAGCUGAAGAAGCAGCUAGACAGAGACAUGUUACCUAGCCUUGAGAAUUGGGAGGCGUGGCUCAACUAGUUAGCCCAGCCCAGAGGAAUUGUUACCGUGGGUACUGAACAACCGUAGAAGUAGGGCUACCCCUGGCUUUACUGAAUUAACUAGCUGUGUCUGCUGUCUAGUUGGACCAGAUUUAGCUAGAUAAUGGGGUAGAGAAUAGUUGAGCGGUGCUGUGUGUAGCUUGAACUGUACUGGCUGGCAAGAAUCUAGUAAGCACCCUAUGCACUGAUAACUUGUCAGAAUGGAGGGUAUGUUCUAGGGAUCUGGACAGCUGUACAUCCAAAGGAGCCAGGGAGUGCCAAUCAUCUUCUCCCAGUCUCUGACACGCUAAACAAAACGAGCUAGAACUGGGAGUCCCAGCUAGAAUUGCUAGCCGGAUCUAGACUAAUAGAAUGACAUGGAGGCGUGGUGAGGCCGGAUCCACACUAAUUGAUCGACCUAAAGACGCUCCUGUUCCAGACUUUUACGAAUGGUAAGGAAAGGGAUACAGUGUUGGAGAUACAGGUGCACUCAGACUCCAUCGUCGAGGGUCUGUGUCAGGCCCCACUGGCUCCUACUGCUGUGUGAUUCCUGACAAUACUGGAGUAGAUGUGACAUUCUGUGUGCAGUUAGUGACUGAAGUCAUCACUACCUCUCCUCCAACUAGCACUGACAACACAGGAGGUGUGGUGGCAGGUAUAGUCAUUGUGUUACUCAUUCUAACCGCUGUCAUUGUGGUGGGUAUCAUUGUCGGGGUCUACUUCUGGAGGUACAACAGAGGAGGCCUAUAGGAGAAAUAUUGGCCUGGAAUCGAGGCUAGCCAAGAUGCAAACAAUGGAGACUCAAGGUUUUCAGCUUCUGCUGCUUUUGCUGUGUGUUGUGCCCACCUGCUGGGGACAGCAAGUGUACCUGACUCUGGGAUCUGGUCCUAGCAUCACUACUGACAAUACUGAGAUCCUCAUCACUGCCAUUGGAGAGAAUGCUACUGGUGGUCUCCCUUCUCUCACCUGUCACACUGACCUCAUUACCUGCUGUAGAAGUAGUGACAACAAUGGUAAUGGAGCACUGGGACAGUGGACGUUUCCUGAUGGGAGUGUGAUACUGCAAAAUGGUGCCUCAGCGACUGCUGGACAACAGUUCUACAUUGUAAGGGGGGAACCUCAGGUCAUCAGACUGGCUCGUAGAGAGACUACCAACCCCGUCACUCCAACCGGGUCCUACUGUUGUACUGUACCAACUACUGGAGGAGAUAUGACCCUCUGUGCUAACCUGGUGGUAUCACCAGUGUGUCUGUCCCUCCCUACACUCACCAAUGGAGUCAUCUCCUAUUCUGACGAAUCACGUAGUGAUGACACUGUGGCCACUCACACCUGUAACACUGGCUACACUCUCAGUGGAGGCACCACCAGGACUUGUGGGAGUGGAGUGUGGAGUGGGUCACCUCCAACUUGUCAGUCUGACUGCCCUGACUUACCCUCACUGACAAAUGGGAUGAUUGUGUACAAUGCUGGAUCCACUGACAACAGACCUCUCGGCUCUAGUGCCAUGCACUCUUGCAACUCUGGCUACACUCUCACUGGAGGCAGUACCAGGAUCUGUGUGAGUGGAGGGAUCUGGAAUGGGUCACCUCCAACAUGUCAAUCCACCUGUUCUGACCUCACUGUACCAGCCAAUGGAGUGAUCGGCUACAAUAUGGGGACUGCUAGUCUGAGACCAGUGGAUACUGUGGCCACCUACACCUGUACCACUGGCUACACUCUCAAUGGAGGUACUACCACCAUGACUUGUGGGAGUGAUGGAGUGUGGAGUGGGUCAGCUCCAACUUGUCAAACUAACUGCCCUGACCUACCCUCACUGACCAAUGGGAUGAUUGUGUACAGUGAUGGAUCCCCUGACAACAGACCUUUCAGCUCUAGUGCUGUGCACUCCUGCAACCCUGGCUACACUCUCACUGGAGGGGACACUACCAGGGUCUGUAUGAGUGGAGGCUGGAAUGGGUCACCUCCAACAUGUCAAUCCACAUGUUCUGACCUCACUGUACCAGCCAAUGGAGUGAUCGGCUACAAUAUGGGGACUGCUAGUCUGAGACCAGUGGAUACUGUGGCCACCUACACCUGUACCACUGGCUACACUCUCAAUGGAGGUACUACCACCAGGACUUGUGGGAGUGAUGGAGUGUGGAGUGGGUCAGCUCCAACUUGUCAAACUAACUGCCCUGACCUACCCUCACUGACCAAUGGGAUGAUUGUGUACAGUGAUGGAUCCCCUGACAACAGACCUUUCAGCUCUAGUGCUGUGCACUCCUGCAACCCUGGCUACACUCUCACUGGAGGGGACACUACCAGGGUCUGUAUGAGUGGAGGGAUCUGGACUGGGUCACCUCCAACAUGUCAAUCCACCUGUUCUGACCUCACUGUACCAGCCAAUGGAAUGAUCAGCUACAAUAUGGGGACUGCUAGUCUGAGACCAGUGGACACUAUGGCCACCUUCACCUGUGACACUGGGUACACUCUCAAUGGAGGCACCACCAGGACUUGUGGGAGUGAUGGAGUGUGGAGUGGGUUUGCUCCAACUUGUCAAACUAACUGCCCUGACCUACCCUCACUGACCAAUGGGAUGAUUAUGUACAGUGAUGGAGGAUCCACUAACAGCAGACCUCUCGGCUCUAGUGCCAUGCACUCCUGCAACCCUGGCUACACUCUCACUGGAGGGAACACUACCAGGACCUGUGUGAGUGGAGGGAUCUGGAAUGGGUCACCUCCAACAUGUCAAUCCACCUGUUCUGACCUCACUGUACCAGCCAAUGGAAUGAUCAGCUACAAUAUGGGGACUGCUAGUCUGAGACCAGUGGACACUGUGGCCACCUUCACCUGUGACACUGGGUACACUCUCAAUGGAGGCACCACCAGGACUUGUGGGAGUGAUGGAGUGUGGAGUGGGUUUGCUCCAACUUGUCUAAUUUCCUGUGGCCCUCCUUCCUCUAUUACCAACGGAUCUCCCGGACAACCAACCAGCACAAUGAUCGGAGGAGAGGCGAUCUACACUUGUGGCACUGGAUACAUUCUGAUUGGCUCUGAAACCAUCACAUGUUUGAGUACUGGCAACUGGAGCAGCUCACCGUCUUGUCAGAUUCCUCCCCCUGUGUACUUGUCCCUCUCCUCCACCAACUACUUAUCUGGGCUCUCUGAGAUCCCCUUGUCCUCCGUGGGAGAGGGGAGUGGCCUCGUCUGUCAUACUGACCAUGCUGGCUGCUGUGAGGGGAACACUGGAGAUUGGUACUAUCCUAACGGCUCUGUUGUUAUGGAGGAUGGAGCGUUGUAUGUUAGCAGAGGUCAGAUGAGCGUCAGUCUGAUGAUGAGUGGAACUGCUACUGCUCCUGGUGGUGUCUACUGUUGUGUGGUGCCCACCAGUGGAGGGAUGAGCACAGCAUGCAUUGUGUUAGCCUCUACUGAUGAGAGCUCUCCCUGUCAGUGUGACAACACUGGUGCUGUGGUGGGAGGAGCGGUGGCCCUGGUAGCAGUGGUGACUAUAGUAACUGGUGUAGUGAUGGUGGCCUACCUAGUGCUCCGGUACAAGAGAGGAGGGAAAAUGACUGUUACUCAAGAUAUCUCCCUUACUGACCAGGGUCAAAGUGCAGCCGCUACCUACGAGACCGUCCCUGCCGUUUAUGAUGAAAUCCCAGCCUCCAAAAAUGUCAAAGGUGACUACGUUUUCUCACAAAACAAUGCCUACUCGACUGUGAGUGGGCGACUGUGAGUGGGUGUGAGGUUCCAGCUGCUGGAGUAAUUAUACGACAACUGCACUGAACUAUUACGACAUUUAUUUUGAUAUAGCGAGUUCGUGGUUUUUUUAGCUGUGUAGAUGUGAAAUAAUUUCUGUACAACUUUUCUACUACAGGUACAUAAUAUUACACUUUUGUAAAGAAAUUGUGUUUUAAAUUA